UAAACUCCUCAAUGUGGAUUUGAGAUUACCUCCUUCUGCUCAUAUGUAGCUCUUUUUUCCACCACAUGAAACUACAACAUGCUGCUGAGGAAAUGACUCUUUAAAACCCACCCUGCUUUGAUCCCUUUUUACUCCCGUGUCCCUCUCCUGACGUUGGACUGGAGUCAUGCUGCUGAAACACGCUUCGGAGGACUUUCCUCCAUCUGUCUGCGCGUCAGUGGAAACAUGUUGCAGUGUGAAGGGAGAGGAGCGAGCCUUAUGGAGCCGAGGAGCAGAGGAGUGCCCCGUGGAGGAAGAGGAUAAUUAGUGGAAACUAAAGCAGGAGGGAGACACACACACGCACUGCCACAGACAUGAGUCUACCGAAUAACUGUGUGUAUCUGACCCCUUCGGUUCAGGAUCGCUGCUUCAAAGUGCGGAGCGGGAAUAUCAGUGGGUCACCGUGCGCUGUCAACCGGCCCAUUGACAUCAUUCAGAAACGCAGGCGUUUUGAUGUGGAGAAUGGCCUGUCGGUGGGACGUAGUCCGCUGGACUCUCAGACUAGCCCAGGCUCUGGUCUGGUACUUCAGACCAACUUCCCCCACAGUCAGCGCCGUGAGUCCUUCCUGUACCGCUCUGACUCAGACUUCGACCUGUCACCCAAAACAAUGUCCCGCAACUCAUCCACUGCCAGCGACCUGGAGGAGGGAUUGAAGCAUUGGGAAGUCAAUUGGCUACCUCGGCAUGGAGAAGACAUGAUAGUGACGCCAUUUGCACAAGUUCUUGCCAGUCUCCGAACAGUGAGAAGUAACUUUGCUGUUCUGACACAUCUCCAAGAUCGUGUGGGAAACAAACGGCCAUCAGGCAGCAACCAGCCACCCAUGAGUAAGCCAUGUCUUGCAGAGGAGCCUUAUCAGAAGCUGGCGAUAGAGACACUGGAGGAGCUGGACUGGUGUUUGGACCAGCUGGAAACGCUGCAGACAAGACACUCAGUCAGCGAGAUGGCGUCCAAUAAGUUUAAGAGGAUGCUAAACCGUGAGCUGACACAGCUAUCAGAGACUAGCUGCUCUGGGAAUCAGGUGUCAGAGUAUAUCGCCAGCACCUUCCUCGAGAAGCAACAUGACGUGGAGAUCUUGUCUCCGCCUUCUAAGGAAAAGGAGAAGAAGAAGAGGCCUAUGUCCCAGAUCAGUGGUGUAAAAAAGGCCACACAAAGUCCAAGCUUAGCACCUGCCUGCAUUCCUCGUUUCGGAGUCAACACACCACACGAGAACCUGCUGGCCAAGGAAAUCGAGGAGAUCAAUCGUUGGGGUAUAGAUAUUUUCAAACUAGCAGAAUAUUCAGGAAACCGGCCUCUGACAGUGAUCAUGUACUCCAUCUUCCAGGAGCGAGACCUUCUGAAAACCUUUAAGGUGCCAACUGACAUCUUCAUCACUUUCAUGAUGACCUUAGAGGACCACUACCAUUCAGAUGUAGCUUAUCACAACAACAUCCAUGCAGCCGACGUGGUGCAGUCCACCCACGUCCUCCUGUCCACCCCAGCUUUAGAGUCAGUGUUCACAGACCUGGAGAUCAUGGCCGCUCUGUUUGCCAGUGCCAUCCAUGAUGUAGACCAUCCAGGAGUCACCAACCAGUUCCUCAUAAACACCAGUUCUGAGCUGGCAUUAAUGUACAAUGAUGCGUCAGUACUGGAAAAUCAUCACCUUGCUGUGGGCUUCAAACUACUGCAAGAAGAAAACUGUGACAUCUUCCAGAACCUCAGCAAGAAACAGAGAGACUCCCUCCGCAAGAUGGUGAUCGAUAUGGUGCUGGCCACAGAUAUGUCCAAACACAUGAACUUCUUGGCAGACAUGAAGACAAUGGUGGAGACCAAGAAAGUGACAAGUUUGGGAGUCCUGCUGCUAGACAACUACUCUGACCGCAUCCAGGUUCUACAGAACAUGGUCCACUGUGCUGACCUGAGCAACCCAACCAAACCUCUGGAGCUUUACCGCAAGUGGACAGACCGCAUCAUGGAGGAGUUCUUCACACAGGGAGACAGGGAGCGGGACAAGGGCAUGGAGAUCAGUCCUAUGUGCGACAAACACAACGCCUCCAUAGAGAAAAGCCAGGUGGUCUUCAUUGACUACAUUGUGCACCCUCUGUGGGAGACCUGGGCAGACUUGGUUCAUCCUGACGCCCAGGAGAUCCUGGACACGCUGGAGGACAACAGGGAGUGGUACCAGAGUAUGAUUCCCCGUAGCCCUUCACCUUCAAGCCCUGGGGAGCACCAUGCUGAGGUGGGAGCAGCUGAUGGAGCUGUGGGAGCAGGAGGAGCUAUCUCUUCAGGGGGAGGAGGAGGGGACAAGUUCCAGUUCGAACUCACCCUGGAAGAGGAGGAGGAGGAUGAGGAGGACUUGCAGUCUGAGCUAGAGAGCCCCUUAGAGGAGGAGUUUUCAUCAGGUGGUGAGAGGCAUUGUGACUUCUCCUCCCCUUCUCUGUCUCCAGACCCACGCGGCAGCAGGUACCGCCCUCCAUCACCUCACCCAUCUCGGACCCUGAAUCUGGCUUCCAUGUCAGUGCGGAGCCCCCACCCUAACAGGACGCUUGCUUCCCCGGGCCGGGAAGCUGCUGAUAGGGACAUGGAGCUGAGCCAGGAGGGCGACGGAGUGGCCUGCUUGCGUUUGGGCACGUAAUAACCAGCACAAGCUGCCCUGCCUGACAGACAUGAGUGCUUGGUGUAUGGAGGCGAUGGCAGGGCAAGCCUUUACCAAUAAUGUCUGUAAAAUCACCACAGUCCCUUUACACUGGAGACACCCGCUCUGGAGAACAGAGGAACGUUCUUCCUCUGUGUGUAUUUUUUAUUAUUUCUCAGCAAGAAGAGUCGUUUUAGCCUUUGUCUGAGUGCCUGAGAGGCCUUAAUAUCCUGUCCUGGUUUGCUGUAGCCUCAGUUUGGAGUUUUCCAGACAGAAACUGCUGCAUUCAAACUGGGAAGAGCAGAUCCAAGGCCUGUACUCAAACAAAAGGUAACAUAGGUAAAGGAAAUGUCUUCCUUCAAAAUAACUGUGACGUCUGGACAUGAGCAGCGAAUGAGGAUCACAGUGGUAUGACAGGGUCUUGGAUAUUAUUUUGCACCAUAGAUUUAACUUAGGACAUAAGAAUAUUGAGUCCUUUUUUGGUAUAAGUGAGUAUGAGUCUUCAAGAAUGAUGUGUGAAAUGAAUUAUUUAACCAAAUAGAGGAUGUAGAUGAGCAGCAGGAGAAUCAAUGGACCUUAACCUCAGGGUAUGAAGAGAAACACAAAUCUAAUGUAGCACAGAUGUACCCCUGACUUGACCCCAAACUGUCUUUCUUAUUUGUCUCCAAACCAGAGACAAAUGAGACUCUGUUCAAUGUGUGUGUCUAUAGAUUUACUUACAACCCUUUAAUACAGAAUUUGGCAUUCGAAAUAUCUUAAUAUUUAAACCAGCUUGUAGCGCCACAGAAUCUGACCACUGAAGACUGCACCAAGUCUCACCUGUCGAAAUGGAAAAGACACCACCUCUAUGAUUAUUUAGAGCUUUAUUCUAUUUUUUACCUGAUAUUAUUUGAAACAUUUUAAAUUUUCAUACUGUUCCUUGUUGUUUGCUAGUCUCGUAUGUGUUUAUGUGCUUACAAAAAAAAAAAAAAAAAAAAAAAAAAAAACAAAGAAAUCAUUUCUUAAUCAGGGUGCCUCCGGUCUGUAGUAGCACUUUACCGUCUCUGCCAUUCAGCUCUUCUAUUAAGUCACACAAAGGGCUUCACCCACUGCAGGCCUACUGAUCACAAAAGUGGUACAGGACAUUUGACUACAGGUACCAGAAGGCAGGGCAGGAAACAAACUAAAGUCUCUAAGGAGAAUUUGAUGGACCAUCAUCAAAUUUCCCAUCCUCUAGUGGUCAAUUUUAGGUGUAAAACACACCAUUGGCUCUAAGGAAAGCUUUGUGAGAGGCAGCUCCACAUCUACAGAAGUUUUUUUUUUUUCUCUGUUUCUAGAGCUGCGAGUUCUUAAACUUUCUACUGUUUAAUCAAUAAAGAUGUUUAUUUUUAGUUUAUGGCACAAAUAAGAUCCAGAAAGGAGUCUAAUAAUCAUUUUAUAUAAUGUCAACUUCAAUGUGGAUCCAUAUUUUUCAACGUUUUCUUUUAACCAAAGUGAGGUUUGACAGUGAAACACUGUGCCUUCUGACAAUGCUGUAGCCAGACAUGAUAGAGCUGUUAAAUUAGCAGCACCUCUUCUUUUAAAGACUCUUGUAUCCAGAAUGUCAUUGUGGUAGGUCUGCUGGUGUGAGCUGAGACACCGAACCCUGAUUUUAGUUGUUAUUCAGGGCUUUUUUACAGAGAUUAAGUCUGUGUAAACUGCUAUGUGGCAGUUGUAAAAAAAAGUUGUAAAAAAGAAAGCAUACUCCUCUCACUCCAAAUUGAAAUCUUUUCUAAUUGAAUGAAUAGUAUCUGUCAUGACAAAUAUUGUCAAAAAGUCCAGGAAACCAUCAAACUUAAAAUGAACUGGCACGACUAAGUAUAGUCUUUGUAACAGCUUGGUAACAUCUAUUGUCCACAUCAUUAGUGGCGUCAAUUUAUUAUAAUUAACUGGAGUAGCAUGGUUCCUCCCCCUUAAGGCCAAGCAGUCCAGUUUCUUGCUGUUACACUGAAUUACUUAGUAGUUUCAGAGCAUGCUACCUCAUUUCAGGUGUGUUGUUCAGGGAUAUUUAGAAUAUAUACAGUGGGUAUUAUUGAGUAGUGAAGUGAAAGUAAAUUCUGUUCUUUUUAGAGCUUAAACAGCCUUUUUGUUCUUUUUACCUCAAUGUAAAACAUCUUGGGGUUCAAGAAAGAUUUGCAAAGUUUUUUUAUUGCUGCUGCGAGAAGAAGUUGUGGGAUGACAGUGUCACCUGGAUGGUCCAGUCCGUCAUCCAAACAGAGAUAAUAAAGCUCAUUUCCUUAGUUUUUAAAAGAUUUGAGCACUUGUCAUGGCUAAUCAAUUACAAUUAGAUGUAAAAAACAUUUUUCAAACUCAUUCUGUGAUUGGAGUUUUAAAUCAGUCUCACAUCAAACAUCAACCCCAACUAAAAAACUGAAGUAAA
This is a messenger RNA of Melanotaenia boesemani (Boeseman's rainbowfish), 5049 nucleotides long. RefSeq names its product cAMP-specific 3',5'-cyclic phosphodiesterase 4D-like. The record is from RefSeq and is a predicted model, not a curated record. Gene Ontology annotation, biological process: signal transduction. Gene Ontology annotation, cellular component: nucleus; perinuclear region of cytoplasm; cytosol. The transcript has 16 exons. Gene Ontology annotation, molecular function: 3',5'-cyclic-AMP phosphodiesterase activity. Lineage: Eukaryota; Metazoa; Chordata; Actinopteri; Atheriniformes; Melanotaeniidae. The coding region runs from base 354 to 2651 and encodes 765 amino acids.